Molecule: messenger RNA, 1299 nt
Organism: Penicillium macrosclerotiorum
Lineage: Eukaryota; Fungi; Ascomycota; Eurotiomycetes; Eurotiales; Aspergillaceae
Product: HNH endonuclease signature motif containing protein
Exons: 1
Coding region: 1-1299 (432 amino acids)
Source: RefSeq, a predicted model, not a curated record
AUGAACCCGACACCCGAGACUCCGCUCAUUGGCGACCCAAGCCAUAGCCCAUCGAAACAAUCGAUGCGGGAUUCGGAUAUUCCCGACCUUAUCAUUUUGAAAAAGCGUAAAGUGGAAAUCGAGGCACAGCUCAAAGAUAGCAAACGAAAAUGGAAGGCACAGGCUUCAUUCGAUCUCAAGUUUUGGACUCAAGCAGUAGAAGUGGAAGAUUUGGAGAUCAAAAGCUCACAGUUAAAGAGGAAGAUUUCACUCCGCGCCUCUGGGAUCAGCGAAGCCCAGUGGACCAAUACUACCGAAGCCCAGCAGAUAUUUGAGCAAAUCGAGGCUUCCGAACAGUACAAGAAAAUUUGCCGAAGGCAAAUAGCUGAACUUGGACAAAAAGCACGAUCUAGAUCUCUCAGAGCUUCCUUUAUGAAGCUUUUCACGACAUCGAAGAUGGGAAUUGGAGUCUUAACAACGGGCGCUGGAAAGCGAAACUCGAGCGAACAAUCAGAAUUCAGAAAAGGUCUAAUCCAAGCCUACGAGGCCAAGCAUUCAGAGCAAAAUUGGCUGUGGUGCCCUAUAAUGGGGGAUUAUCUAGACCCUAAAGACAUGGUUGCAGCGCACCUUUUUUCUUGGAAGCAUGGCCAAGAUACUAUGGACGCUAUUUUUGGCAAGCAAAAAGAAGCAGAGUUGUUCUCGCCGUGUAAUGGGAUACUUUUAUCGCGCCAAAUCGAAGACAGCUUUGAUAUUGGAAAGCUGGCCAUUGUACCCUGGGUGCCUGAAAGCGAUGACUCAAAAAUAGAGAUCAUCCGGCGUUGGCUUGCUAAUGAGAAGAGGGAAUAUAAGGUCAAGAUAUUGGAUCCUAAGUGGGACCGUCUGGAAUCCCCAAUCUCUCGGUAUUACCAGCUCAAGUUUAAGGAUCUUGACGGACGCAAGCUCAGCUUUAUUGGAUCCUUUCGACCUGCUGCACGCUAUCUUUACUUCCAUUAUUGCAUCCAACUUCUUCGUCGGGCUUGGCAGCAUAAUGAAGCCAAGAGCGCUGCUAAGGCUGCAGGAUUGCUGAGAGAGGAGAAUGGGAAACCUUUUUGGGGCACGCCUGGGAGAUAUCUCCCUAAAAAUAUGCUUCUUGCCAUUGUUGAAGAGCUUGGCUAUGAAUACAAGGCCCUAUUGGAUGGAGCCGGGCGAAAUCAAUCUGGAGAUUCCGACCUAUUAUUGGGAAUCGCAACCGCCCAGGUAAAAUUUCGCCGGCCAGCUAUAGAUGGAAUAUUCCAGCGAAGUGACUCGUCGGAUAGCGAAGAGACUGAGGAGGAAUCAUGA